Oryzias latipes (Japanese medaka) is the source of this 1792-nucleotide messenger RNA. Lineage: Eukaryota; Metazoa; Chordata; Actinopteri; Beloniformes; Adrianichthyidae. The record is from RefSeq and is a predicted model, not a curated record.
ACCAAACAAGACAGAACAAGAACCAAGACGAAAAACAAGACACAACAAACUCAAAACAUGACACUCCCUACAGAGAUAGUUUCCAACUUUGUUCGGCAUGCUCGUUCAACGAUGCCCGUUGUUCAUUAUAAUUUGGUAGAUUUUGCUGCAUGGCUUGAAGUUGAAGCUGAAUGUUAGGCUGUUGUAGCACAAACGAGUACCUUGCAUGUUGUACCUCAAAUGCAUAGGAAGGAAGUGAGCCAAAGACAAAAGAUGCCAUUUGCAAACAUUCUUCAUGGAGCUGAUGGAAAGGUUUCAGGUGUGUGUCCUGCUCAGGAAAAGGAAUCUCAACAGCAAAUAAGCUUUUCGUAUGUUUAUUGUAUAUCUACCACACACAAUCUCACAAACUGUCAUAAUUUCAAAAGUUUGAGUGCAGAUGAAGUUAAAAAAUGGUUAAAGGAGCAGAACAGAUGUUGGAAGUGUGGGAGAACCCAUAAAGCUGUAGAUUGUACUUUGAGAAAGCCAUGUCCUAAGUGUAAUGGCCAACAUCUAGGAAUAUUGCAUGACGCGAACCAGGCUCAAACAUCGAGAGUUCUGUAUAUGAAUCCACAGAGCCUAUCACCCAAAGUACUGCUAAAAGUAGUGAAAGUGAGAUUGAGUAAUAAGGAUCGAACCUUUGACACAUAUGCCAUUUUAGAUGAUGGAUCUGAGCGUACUAUGUUGUUGCCAGGUGCAGCUAAGUAUCUUGGGUUGAAGGGAGAACCAGAAAACCUUAAGUUAUGUACAGUGAGACAGAGCUGUAAACCUUAAGAUUUCAGCUGCUUCAAACCCAGAGAAAAGGUUCUCAAUAGAAGGUGCAUUUACAUCAGAUAAAAUAAUGCUAGUUGAACAGAGUUACCCGGUAGAUAAACUGAAGCAACGGUACUCAUACCUGCAUGAUGUUCCAGUGAACUCCUUUUCUAAGGUUCAACCCCAUAUUCUUAUCGGUUCAGAUAAUCCAUUUCUCAUAACCCCAACUGAACAGGUCAGGUAUGGUCCAAAGGGAUCUCCAGCAGCUGUAAAGACCAGACCAGGAUGGGCACUGCAAGGACCUACUUUUACAUACCCUGAUCCAGUUACACCAAACCUCCUGUUGAUGGGGCGGCGAGAUGCUUCUUUACCACAAGCUGUUUAUGCAGACACGGGCUUACUGGGACGGAGGAAGUGGAGACACAGCCAGGUCCGUUCCUCCACGGGUGCCGCUGGUUCCUCCUCGUCACAGGCUGUCUACGCCGUCCUCGGCUCCAUCACUCGCUCCAAGCUGUGCUCGCCGUCCUCGGCGCUCCUCCUCGUCACAGGCUAUCUACGCCGUCCUCGGCGCUUCUCUUCAUCCACGACUCUCAUCCCCUCUCUGAUUAAAACUUCUGACUCUGCCUCGUCUCCUGAGUUUCUUCCGGGUUCCAGCAUCUGGGUCUCCAUAGAGUUCGACCAUGACACAAUGUCUUCAGCCCAACAGGACCUUUUCCGCCACCUUGAUAGCAUCACGCAGACUCUCAUGAAACUAACCGGUCAAUCGGCUAAUCCUGUAGCCGCGGUUCAAGCUCCCGUUUCCGGCAACAAUGCCGCUUCCGUUUCCACCUACUCACCGGAAAAUGUCCGUCUCCAGCCGGAACCUUUCUACGGCGAUGUUGAAACCUUAAGGCGCUACAAUGGGCCCAAGCUUUUCUGGCUUCCCAUCCGAUCAAUCACCUCCCAUUCGACCAUUUCAUUGGAGAAUUCCGACUCGUCUUCGAUCAGCCCCAAAAGCAGGAAGAAGCAGUCCGGCGGUUACUGA